AAAAUUGAAAUAGUAGUUGUGCAUUCGAUCUGCCAUGAUCGAAUGCACGUCCUUUGUUUAUUUAUUAAAUAUAAUUAAAACAUGGUUUCGACGCGAGGACCAAAAUUUAAAUUUUCCGACGGUGAAAAAGUAUUAUGUUACGAACCAGAUCCCACAAAAGCAAAAGUGUUGUAUGAUUCAAAGGUUUUAGAUGUAAUUGUAAAUAAGGAUCAAAGGGGAAGGAAAGCUGUGGAGUACCUCAUACAUUUUCAGGGAUGGAAUUCCUCUUGGGAUCGUUGUGUAACAGAAGAAUAUGUAUUAAAGGACACCGAAGAAAACAGACAACUACAAAGGGAUCUUGCACAAAAAGCACAGCUUCAAUUAGGAGCUUAUUUAUACAGAAGAGAGCGAAAAAAGAGAAGUUACAAAUAUUCCGAACGUUUAGUUGAAUCGGAAACAGACUCAAAAAGACAAGCAAGAAGUGCUGGAAGUCGUGCGACUUCAGCGACAACCGGAUCUUCCGAAGACGGAAGUUCUGGACAACGAGACGAAUAUGAUACGGAAGAUGCCGUUACGGAAGAAGAAGAGGAAGAAGAAGAAGAACAUGAGGAGGAGGAAGAAGAAGAAGAGGAAGAAGAAGAAACAGAAAGUAGUGUUUCUGAUUAUGAAGAGGAAUCAAGUGGUGGUGGUGGUGGUGGUGGCGAGGGCGAAGGCGGUGGCGAUGAUGACAGCUGUGGAGGAAGUCAAUCUGGUGCGAGCAUCAGACCUGGUGUUGAUCUUGAUAUAGGAAAUACUUUGCGUCGAAUUUUGGAAAUAGACAGUGAAUUAAUUAAUCAAAAAAAUAAGCUUGUUGUUUUGCCAGCGCAACCAACAGUCGCGACUAUUUUAGAAUCAUGGGUAAAUCAUUUUACGGAAACGGAAUUAAAAAGUAUUCCCGAUAAAACACAACGAAACAAAGGCAACAAUGUUGUUGAGAAAACAUUGACUGAUAUAAAUCUUUGCCGAGAAGUUGCCGAUGGCCUAAGAGUUUAUUUUGAUUUUACGUUGCAAAAACUUCUUCUCUAUAGGCAAGAAAGAGAACAAAAUAAUUCGAUAAUGCUUGCGUCAUUGAAUAUGGAGCCAGUUGAAAUUAAGGAAGAAACACUUGAAAUUUUGGAUGUGUCAAUAAAAGAGGAAAUUGAAGAUACGGAAUAUGCUCAUCUACCUCCAUUUCAAGAGCAGGAACCGGAAAUGGAAAAUUCAAAUAAACCUAUAUCACAAGUGAAACGAAAAUUAAGAUCGUGUAGAGUUAGUUCCGUUGAAGAACCUAGACAAUUACGAAGUCAUGAGGAAACAAAACAGGAUCAGGGAAAUUUGUCGAGCAGUAUGGCCAGCACAAGUUCGCGUUGUUCUAGUCCAAGAGGCGUUACACUAAGAAUGCCUGUCGUUGUUCCCGCUCAUAUCGGUACAUUACUUCAAGAAUCCAAAGGCUGGAGAUUAAUUCCAGAAUCUGCAAAAUUUAAAGGCAUACGAAAUCCUUGUCUCAUUUAUGGCGCUGUUCACUUUGUUCGGCUAUUCGUCAAAUUACCGGAACUGUUGCAGAAUUCGGAUAUCGCUGAUAAAAAAUUGAAAGUUGUUUUAAAGUAUUUAGAUAUGGUUCUAAGUUAUUUAGAAUUACAUCGAGAAUGGUUUGGCGAGCAAUAUUACACGCAGGCUGAGCCUCCAACAACUGAAUUGUGUGAGAAUAAUUGAUUUUUAAAAUGAAUGACACUAUAGAUAAUGGAUUUAUUUUUAUACCAGGAGAAUACGUGAGAGCAUAUGAUUGAUUUAUAUACUUUAUUAAUGAAAGUUAUUUCUUUUUAAACAAAAAAAAAAAAUUGCGAUUUCGCACAACACACAUACACAAUUCACACAUUUUAUUAUAUAUAUAUUACUAUUGUGAAUUGCUUUUAAUUUCAAUAACUGCAGUUUGUUUGUAACAAACUAUUUAUAUACAUAUGAAAAAACAAAAGAAAAAAAAAGAACACUUCGAACUCUUUCUUUUUCUUGAUCUCGAUAAGUUGUUUUCUGCAACGUUCAACUCUCAGGAUUAAUAAAUACUCCGUUUCGUACCAAAA
Messenger RNA from Leptopilina boulardi, 2075 nucleotides. It is a transcript of the gene msl-3, whose product is annotated as male-specific lethal 3 homolog. Gene Ontology annotation, cellular component: MSL complex; NuA4 histone acetyltransferase complex; nucleus. The transcript is spliced from 10 exons. The record is from RefSeq and is a predicted model, not a curated record. The coding region runs from base 82 to 1710 and encodes 542 amino acids. Lineage: Eukaryota; Metazoa; Arthropoda; Insecta; Hymenoptera; Figitidae. Gene Ontology annotation, biological process: regulation of DNA-templated transcription; chromatin organization.